Klebsormidium nitens is the source of this 1860-nucleotide messenger RNA. Lineage: Eukaryota; Viridiplantae; Streptophyta; Klebsormidiophyceae; Klebsormidiales; Klebsormidiaceae. The record is from the annotation of a GenBank genome assembly.
AUGGACGCUAUGGAUCCCGAGCAGGUGCUGAUUGCGGAGGCGGAGAGGGACCGUCACGUGAAGGUGCUGGCCGCGCCGGGCUCCGGCAAGACGAAGGUGUUGAUCGCCAGGGUGCGGCACUUGAUGGAGUCGCAGGGAGUGAAGCCGAAGCGGAUCCGGGUGGUCACGUUCUCGAGGCAGGCGACGCAGGACAUACAGGCGAGGUUGGACGGCCGCAUCAAGGCGUCCACGAUACACUCGUUCUGUCUGGAGUUGGCGGAGGUGUUCGAGCCUGUGGUGCGGAACGGGCUGCGUCACGUGAGCGGUCCGUGUGCGUUGGCGGUGGAGGUGGAAGCGGCGAGCGGUGGGCUCUUCCCCGCGGAGACGCUCGUGUCUGGUGCCGAGGCGGAGGUCUUCGUCCCCGACGAGCAUAUCUUCAGGCUGUUGAGGGCCUUCCGUGCGGGCGCCGUGGACGGGGACACGGCGGAGCAGGUGCGGGCGUCCGUCCCGGACUACCUCAUGAUCGACGAGUUCCAGGACACGAACGCGGUCCAGUUCGAGGUGGUCCGCCUGUUGGUCCAGAGGUACGGAACGCGGGUGUUUGCGGUGGGCGACAAGAAUCAGACGAUCUACGGGUUCAGGAACUCGGAUCCCGCGCUCUUCGACGAGGUGGACGGCCUGGGCACGUACGCGUGCGCUACGUUCUCUCUGAAGCGCAACUACAGGAGUACUCCAGCGAUCGUCGAUUUCUGCAACGACGUGUGCCCGGAGGGGGGGGCGGGCAGGAUGGUGGCGGCGCGCGAGUCCGGCCCCUCCGUGGCGCUUCCGAGACUCGCCGUGUUCGAGGACAGGAGCGACGAGAGCGCGCACGUGGCGGCGGCGGUGAUGGAGCUCCGUCGAGCGGGGGAGGACGACGUGGCGGUGAUGGCCCGGACUCAGAAGGAUGCGUACGCGAUGGCGCACAAGUUGAGCGAGCUGAAGGUGCCGGCGAGCAUCUUCAUGGGCGACUCCGACGGGUCGAGGCCGAAGAAGCGCAGGGUGUCGAAGCGGGAGGGACUCGCGCCGGUCUUCGUGUGCACCAUACACGCGGCCAAGGGGCUCGAGUGGAAGCACGUGUUCCUGGUGGGAUGCUCCGACGCGCUGAACCGUUGCCUCACCGCCAAGGAGCUCGAGCAGGAGCUGAACCUGUUCUACGUGGCGUGCUCGAGGGCGAAGGAUGGCCUGACGCUGACCAGCCCCACGAAGUGCAUCACGCGCCUGCUGUUCAGGGUGCAUGAGUCGCGGUACGAGAUCGAUAGGGCUUCGGACCGGACCGUGGCUCCCAUGUUCGGGUACUUCGGGGACGCGGAGACGCAGAUGACGACGCACCGGUCCGUGACCCACUUCGUGCGCUACGCCACGGGCGAGUUCUUCGAUAGCGCGAAGCUGGACGGGCUCGUGCCGAGGGGCUUCCCGGGGGCCACCAUCGAGAGGCUGCACGCGGUGCACGCUUUCCCGUAUGGGAGCGAUCUGAACGUCAUGGCGUCGACCAGGCGGCCCGACGUGGAAUCGUUCCGAACCAUGCACGAGUAUAUGCUGAUGGACAUGUACGAGAUCUUCGUGGACGAGUUCUUCAAGGGGCUGAAGAACCACGACCGCGGGUUCGCGGAAUUCGUGCGGCUGCUGCACGGACUCUUGUACCCACGGCACAGCCCGAGCCGGCACCGUAUACCGAAGAGCGCCGACGACGCACGCUCUCCCGAAUACGUCACCCUUCGUCGAGGUUUCAUCCGGCUCACGUUCCAGGACCCUGAAGCGGAACAGACAAGAGUACUCGAAAGCCCUGGGCAUCCGCGCCAGAUCCCCGGACCGAUCGGUCAGGCUCAGCUCCAUGCCUCCUAG